Molecule: messenger RNA, 4316 nt
Organism: Macrosteles quadrilineatus (aster leafhopper)
Lineage: Eukaryota; Metazoa; Arthropoda; Insecta; Hemiptera; Cicadellidae
Product: probable cytochrome P450 6a14
Exons: 5
Coding region: 55-1650 (531 amino acids)
Molecular function (GO): oxidoreductase activity, acting on paired donors, with incorporation or reduction of molecular oxygen; iron ion binding; monooxygenase activity
Source: RefSeq, a predicted model, not a curated record
ACUCAACAGUCACCUGUCUACUCGCCAAGAUCAAGGACCGGAACAUCUGACAAGAUGAUCGUGGAAGUAGUCCUCUCGUUGAGUCUCAUUUUCAUUGCUCUAUACUAUUAUCUUACAAAGAAAUAUGACUAUUGGGAAAAGAAGGGUGUUGAAUAUAUAAAGCCCGUUUUUCCGUUUGGCACUAUGUGGGAUCAAAUGAAGGGGAAAACAGACGCUGGGACACUACUAACAAAGAACUAUACGGAAAACAAGAAGAAGGGACUGAAAUAUGUCGGUUUACAUACGCUUCGACAACCGACACUUUUAAUCUUAGAUCUUGACUUAGUAAAACACAUUCUCACAAAAGAUUUUCAUAAUUUUGUUGCGAGAAACUUUACUCCAACAACUCAUGAAUACAUCUCUAAGCAUUUGUUCUCAUUAGAAGGGCAGGAGUGGAAAGAUAUGAGAACCAAACUAACACCAACAUUUACAUCUGGGAAAAUGAAAAAUAUGUUUAUUCUAAUGGAAAAAUGUACACAACAACUUCAAGAUCAUAUUGAAAAUGUCAUUUUAAAGAAAGGAGAAUUUGAAGUCAAAGAUCUCAUCGCAAGAUUGACAACAGAUAUAAUUGCUACGUGUGCUUUUGGAUUGGAAGUAAACUCUAUUCAUGAUCAUGACAAUGACUUUUUCAAGGUUGGGCAAAAGAUUUUUCUUCCAAAUAGAAUGAACUUGUUUAAGUUCCUCAUGCAUUCAAAUUUUCCAAGAAUUUCAAGAUUAUUAAAAAUAGAUUUUUUUGACCCUCAAAUAUCCGUUCUCCUUAUGACAGUUAUGAAAGACACUAUCGAAUAUCGUAAAAAAAAUAACAUCAUAAGGAAUGAUUUUGUAGAUUUGUUAAUAAGGGUGAAAGAAAAUAAAUCUUUGGAAGACCAUGACGAAGAAUCCAAAAAUGAAAUGAAAGAUGCUUCCAAGUUUUUAAAUAUUUUGAAAAAUAGCUUACAAGAUAUAAAACACCAAGAGAAGGACCAUCUUACACUAGAAGAAAUGACUGCCCAGGCAUUUGUUUUCUUCGCAGCAGGGUUUGAAACAGCUGCGUCCACAACUAGUUUCUGUCUUUACGAGUUGGCCAAAGCUCCUGAAGUUCAAGAGAAACUCCGAAGAGAGAUUGAUGAAGUUUUGGCCAACCACGAUGGCAAAAUAACAUAUCAAUCUAUACAAGACAUGCAUUAUAUGGAUAUGGUAAUGAAUGAGACACUGCGCCUGUAUGCGUCUCUACCCUUUCUGACCAGAGUGUGCACGGAGCGUUAUCAACUUCCUGGCACAGAUCUAGUCAUCGACGAGGGAGUCCGCAUCACUAUUCCCUCCUACUGCUUCCACCACGAUCCUGAUAUCUUCCCCGAUCCCUACAAGUUUGACCCGGAGCGCUUUACUGACGAGAACUGUCAUAGCAGACACCAUUACGCCUUUCUACCCUUCGGCGAAGGACCGAGGAUUUGUAUCGGUAUGAGGUUUGGCAAGCUGCAAGUGAAGGUAGCUCUAGCUUCUAUACUCUCCCUCUACGAACUGUCACCAACCCCUGAUACACCCGACAAGCUGGAGAUCCAUCCACACAUCGUCUUCACCACACCCAGACAUCCCUUCAGUCUCCGAAUCACAAAGAGAACUGAUUUAUGAGGAAAUGUUUCUUAACAUUGACGUAAUAGUUAUAUAGACUCAAGUUCAAAACUAGUUUUAGAGUUCAAAAGUAGAAUCUCAAAAUUAAAAAAAGAAUUCAUCCUGCAUAUCACACAGUGUUGAUUUUACAACUGGAGUAGCUUUCAAUUCAACAAUAGACAAUUUUAUUACCAAUCUAGAUGAAUCUCAAACAUAUAUAUCAGGCAUAAUACCAUUUAUGUCAAUAGUUCAUAAUGUUUGAGGAAUAAACAUUCGUUUAGACCAUAAGUAAAAAUAUAAUUUUAGCUAUAUUUUAUAGCAGAUUUUUCAAAGAGGAAUAUUAAUAUUUGAAACACAUUAUUGCAUAUUAAAAACUGGUUUUCUUUGUAUAUAGCUAAUGUAGAAGAUAAGUUAUAUAAAUCUUAACAUUAUAUAACGUAUUUAAAUAUUAAUUUAAUUUAUUUUUCAUAAAAAUAGAGCUAAACAAUUUACAAACAACAAAAAUUACUCUAUAUGUACAAAGUUGACAAAUUAAAAAAUGAAAUAGCGGAAUUGACAAAACUAGCCAGAUGUAGAGGUGUUGAAGAGCUCCUGUUAUUUAUAAGCAGAGGGACAAAUAGGCUACUAUAGCUCGGCCACUUAGAAAACGACCUCCUCCAGCAUUGGUUUAGCAUUAGCGCGCAGGUCGUUUUCUAAGCGGCCGAGCUAUAUCAAGUUAUUAUAAGUUAAUACGAGGGAAGAAAAACUGUUACGAUAAAAAAAAACAUUGCAAAGAAAACUUGGUAAAUAAUUAAUAAGAAACAGGAAUAGAUGCUAGAAAGUAUAAUAGUUCCAACACUAUGUUUAAUAAACGGCAUCAGCAAUCUGAUACAUACUUUAUCCCAUUAGCUCGUCAACAACAUUUAUCAUAGGUAAGCGAUGAGAGUAACUUAAUAAUAAAUAAAAAAAAAAUAAUAAAAAUGCCUUUGUUUAUCAAACGUUCUUCAGUUACAUACUGCUUUACAGGAUAAUAGGUUAAAUAGAAAAAAGUUGCAAUUACUUUUGGACCAUAAUAUUUACAGGAAUGGGUGGGUUGCACUAUUUUGUUUGGAAUUUUAACGACCAUAACAGACGAAUUUCAAUCAAAACCCGGAGUUCCCCCCCAAAAAUUUUUUUAAUUUUGUCAUGGGUUUUAUGGGAAAAUAACAUAAGUUAAGUUUACAAUGACUUUUGAACUGUAACUUUUACAAUUCUAAUUAUUGUACAAUUAUCUUAAUAAAUUACAAUUCAUCAAAAUAGUACUGCAAUGUCAAAUUUUCUGUUAUUUAUUAUUUACACGAACAUUAUUUUACAUGCCCCCUCAGUAACUUCGCUAGCUUACUGCCAAUUUAGCCCAGUCAAAUGGUGUUUGAAGUGGAAAGUUCUGGUGUAAUUGUUUUUUAUAGCUUAUUUUAUGUUUUUGGGGUUGCUGAACACAAAUCUGAUGUUGCACUAUGUUGUUCAGAAUUAUAAGGACCAUCACAUACUAAUUUCAAUCAAAACCGGGUUUUUUUCGAAAAUACAAUUUUAUCUUAUUUUAUGGGUUUUUAAUGGGAAAAUUACAUAAGUUACAAUAACUAUAAAACCGUAAUUUUUACAGGAAUUGGAGUUCUACUAUUUUGUUCAGAAUUUAAAGAAAUACCACAUAAUACAUUUUUAUCAAAAUCUGUAUUUCCAUAUCUCUUCUAUAUCUCAGCCAUUUCCGAGAAAGUUUUUCCAUUAUUUUAUGAGUGUUUAUGGAAAAAUAACAACAACAAAAUUGAUUAGUACCUACAUAACAAAUUUCAUCAAAAUCAAACCAUAGGUGUAGUCUGUAGCUCUGCGCACAUACAGACACACGUACACACAUACACACACAGAUAUCACUUCAAAACCCACUUUUUUGGUCCCUCUGGACUCAAAACGGGUAUAUCCACUUAUAACUCAAACUGGAAAAUGUUUGACGAAAACAAUACUUUCUCCAUAUACUAUGUACAGGGGGGGGGGAGUAAAAAUUAGAACAAUGUUAUAAAUGAUUCCUUAAGAUAUUAAAAUACUUGAUAAUUUUACUGGAGCCAUUGCACAUUGCUUCUAAACCCAUUAUAUUUACACUUAGCAACAAGAAAAAAAACAUGCCCAUAAACUCAAUAACAAAUCAUUUCGAUGUAAUCCAAUAACUGAAAAUGAAAUAAGUAAAAUGAAAAAAAAGAACGAUCUUUACGGUCAUUAUUAGGUUCUCCUAAAAUUAACUAAACAAUUAAGAAACUAACAAUAAAACUAUACAUAAUCCAUAAUCAAUUAUUUGGGUAAAAUGAGGUGGUUCAAAGCUACAUUGAGUAUUUCCGUGGUAUUUCCUUAAACGUAGCAUUAUUUAUUUAGCGUAUAUUGUCUUUAAUUUAGAUUGAUAUUUUGGUGUCGUUUUUAAAAAGUCCACUCUGGAGUUGUAGGCCUAUGUUUUUUCUUAAAAUGACCUAAAAGUACUAUAUGUGAAGGGAAUUUGCCCCAGUGGUUCUCAAUGCUACGGUUUUAGUCUUAUGAAAUGGUAAUAUAAAUCAGUUGUGCUCUUUUGUUAGUUAUCCUAAUUGAAUGUAUUUUUUCAACAUAUUUUGUUUUAUUGUCAUCUCUUAGAAUUAUUUGUAAUAAAAAACACAUCAAUCGACAUUGUUGGUAAUAAAUGUUUGUGGAUUUGA